Molecule: messenger RNA, 346 nt
Organism: Aphanomyces invadans
Lineage: Eukaryota; Oomycota; Saprolegniomycetes; Saprolegniales; Verrucalvaceae
Exons: 3
Coding region: 30-236 (68 amino acids)
Biological process (GO): mitochondrial respiratory chain complex IV assembly
Cellular component (GO): mitochondrion
Source: RefSeq, a predicted model, not a curated record
GUGCCAUUCUUCGCCAAGCAUCACGCACCAUGUCGCCGCACAAGUCCCUGGAACUGUUCAAGUUCACGCUCUACGUGACAGUGCCCAUCCUGACCACGUACGUGUACAUGCAGCCUGAAAUCGUGAAGGAAAUCGUCACGCGGCUGGACUACAUCAACUACCCUGCGCAAGAAUUGACUCGCGAUGAAGUGAUGGAAAAACUGAAGAAAGGUCAACAGGAUCGCAAGCGCAGUUAAAGAGCACCAUUGCGACACUGUAUAACGUGAAUGUACCGAUCUAACGCCCAUGGGAAGCGUGCUCGCAUCAACAAGCAACCCCCAUUUGACGAUUUCAUCGAGCAGUCCCG